UGUCCAUAGUCCUUUCCUUCCCGAAAUUAGACUAAACAACUGCAAAAGCACGGAGAAUUCUCUGCUAAUAUGAAUCUCCUAACGACUACGAUUCAAAAGGGAAGUUAACCAAAACAAUUCUCAUUGGUGAAGGAACUCGUAAACGGAAGUAAUUAGGGAAAAACAAACAGUUUGUCACCAGCGUUUGCUGUUGAUACACGAACUCCAGAAAACGGACUACCUCCUGGGUUUUUUCCUCCAAAUUUCGAGACUGUUCUGCUGUAUUUCAGAACCUCAAUCGCCAAUAUGCGAAGAGGUGUUGGUGCGGGAGCCAUCGCCAAAAAGAAGCUGGCAGAGGCUAAGUAUAAAGAAAGAGGUACUGUUCUAGCAGAAGACCAGAUUGUCCAGAUGUCUAAACAGUUGGAGACCUUCAAGUCCAACCUGGAGGAGUUUGCCAGCAAACAUAAACAAGAGAUUCGCAAGAACUCCCAGUUCAGGGUCCAGUUUCAGGAAAUGUGUGCCACCAUUGGUGUCGACCCACUUGCCUCUGGAAAAGGAUUCUGGUCGGAGAUGCUUGGUGUUGGGGAUUUCUAUUAUGAGCUCGGUGUACAAAUCAUUGAAGUCUGCCUGGCUCUGAAGCACAGAAAUGGAGGACUCAUAACUUUAGAUGAGCUUCAUCAGCGAGUUUUGAAGGGACGCGGUAAAUAUGCUCAAGAUGUGAGCCAGGACGACUUGAUAAGAGCCAUAAAAAAACUAAAAGUCAUGGGGAGUGGUUUUGGGAUGAUUCCUGUUGGUGGUUCCUACCUUGUUCAGUCAGUUCCAGCAGAGCUCAAUAUGGACCACACUGUAGUUCUACAGCAGGCUGAGAAAAAAGGAUAUGUUACUGUUAGUGAAAUCAAGGAUGUUCUUAAAUGGGAGAAGGAAAGAGCAUGUCACGUCUUGGAUCACUUGCUAAAGGAAGGCCUGGCUUGGCUGGACUCACAGGCUGCCGGGGAGCCUCAAUACUGGCUGCCGGCGCUCUUCUCCGAGCUGUCGUCUCGUGACGUCACACCAGAGGAGGUCAACCAGAUGACACCAUGAUUAAAAAAUCAGUGUCACUCAACGGACGCCAUAACUAGAGACAUUGGUAAACAAAGGUGCCUGGAGGUGAAGCACAUUUCUGUCACCAGAGGAAUGAACAUUCCCCUCUGUUACUGCAGCACAGACUUUGAUAGUACCUUUGAAUCAAAACAGAAUAAAAGACUGCUCUAAAGAU
Oryzias melastigma (Indian medaka) is the source of this 1234-nucleotide messenger RNA. RefSeq names its product SNF8 subunit of ESCRT-II (gene snf8). Gene Ontology annotation, cellular component: ESCRT II complex. The record is from RefSeq and is a predicted model, not a curated record. The transcript is spliced from 8 exons. The coding region runs from base 286 to 1059 and encodes 257 amino acids. NCBI's taxonomy places the organism in Eukaryota, Metazoa, Chordata, Actinopteri, Beloniformes, Adrianichthyidae. Gene Ontology annotation, biological process: protein transport to vacuole involved in ubiquitin-dependent protein catabolic process via the multivesicular body sorting pathway.